This is a messenger RNA of Brassicogethes aeneus, 2715 nucleotides long. Lineage: Eukaryota; Metazoa; Arthropoda; Insecta; Coleoptera; Nitidulidae. The record is from the annotation of a GenBank genome assembly.
AUGACUGAACACCUAGGGUUAAAAUGGGACCCGAAAAACUUAGAAAUAAGGACAAUGUCUGUGGAAAGGACAUUGGAACCUUUGGUUUUGCAAGUAACCACACUGGUCAACACCAAAGGGCCCAGCAAGAAGAAAAAAGGCAAAUCUAAGAGGGCAAAUGCUUUGGUCAGCACUGUCGAAAAAGCCACAGAAAAUUUCAUUGAAAAGGGUGAACUGAUUGCAUAUGAAAAUCCUGAUAUUACCAGGGAAAUGCUGAAUGCUGUAGAAGAAGUUAAGAAAACAGGUACUCAAAUGAGCAUAGCCGCUCGCGAAUUUUCCGAAGACCCUUGCUCAUCCCUGAAACGCGGCAACAUGGUCCGCGCAGCUAGGAACCUGCUAUCAGCCGUAACCAGACUAUUAAUUCUCGCCGACAUGGUCGACGUGCACUUAUUGCUCAAGUCGGUCCACCUCGCCGAAGACAACCUCGAAAAAGUGAAAAACGCUUCGAGCAACACCGAACUAAUCGACAACAUCAAAAACUUCGGCCAAAACGUGAACGACCUAAUGAACCAAGCUGCCAAACGUCAACAGGAACUGAAAGACCCGCAGCUGCGCGACGAUUUAGCCGCCGCAAGGGCGGUGCUCAAAAAACAUUCCACCAUGCUGCUGACAGCUUCGAAGGUGUACGUGCGGCACCCGGAGCUGGCGGCCGCAAAAGCCAACAGGGACUACGUGCUCAAGCAAGUGUGCGAAGCUGUCAACACGAUCAACGACGUUUGCCAAGGACGGCCGCAGCAGCCCACGUCGGGGCCCUACGACGGGCCCGGCGAGCUCGCAGCUGCGCUCGACGACUUCGACGAUCACACUGUUAUGGAGCCGCUGGCCUACAACGAGGUCCACACGAGACCUUCUUUGGAAGAAAGACUGGAAAGUAUUAUCAGCGGGGCCGCCUUGAUGGCGGAUUCCAGCUGCACCAGAGAUGAGAGGCGUGAAAAAAUUGUGGCCGAGUGUAACGCGGUCCGUCAGGCUCUGCAGGAUCUUCUUUCGGAGUACAUGUCUAAUAUGGGAAACAAUGAGAAGAGUGAAGGUUUAGGCAGAGCCAUUGAAAAUAUGGGAAGAAAAACCAGGGAUUUAAGAAGGCAGCUGAGAAAGGCAGUUGUUGAUCAUAUUUCUGACAGCUUUUUAGAGACAAACGCUCCGCUUUUGAUCUUGAUAAAAGCCGCGCAGAACGGCAACGAAAAAGAGGUCGAAGAGUACGCUCUGGUGUUCCAAGAACAUUCCAAUAAGUUGGUAGAGGUGGCAAAUCUGGUUUGCAGCAUGUCGAACAACGAGGACGGCGUGAAGAUGGUGCGCUACGCCGCAGCUCAAAUCGACAAUCUUUGCCCGGAAGUGAUAAACGCGGCGCGCAUCCUGGCGGCGAGGCCGCGCAGCAAAGUCGCUCAAGAGAACAUGGACGCGUUCAAGCAAUCGUGGGAGAACCAGGUGAGGAUCCUCACCGAAGCAGUGGACGACAUAACGACGAUCGACGACUUCUUGGCCGUGUCAGAGAACCACAUCUUGGAGGACGUGAACAAGUGCGUGCUGGCGCUGCAAGAGGGCGACGCGGAGACUUUGGACAGGACCGCCGGCGGCAUCAGAGGGCGCUCGAGUCGCGUCUGCAACGUCGUCACCGCCGAGAUGGACAACUACGAGCCCUGCAUCUACACCAAGCGCGUGCUCGAAGCCGUUAAAGUUCUCAACGAUCAAGUGAUGCCCAAGUUUACGCAGAGAGUUCAAGUGGCCGUGCACGCGCUAAGCUCGAAUCCUUCGAAGGAAGUGGACGAGAACGAUUUCAUCGACGCCUCCAGGUUGGUGUACGACGGGGUGAGGGAAAUUAGGAGGGCCGUUUUGAUGAACAGGGCCGACGAGGAUUUGGAUCCUGAAGAGGUCGAGCUGGAUGAUCCUACUUUGGAGACCAGAAGCAAAUCGAGUGCGCAUACUGGAGAACAUGGCGUGGACGAGUAUCCAGACAUCAGCGGUAUAACCACAGCUCGCGAGGCGAUGGGAAAAAUGCCCGAGGAAGACAAGCAAAAAAUCCUCCAGCAAGUCGAGUUCUUCCGCAGCGAGAAGCGCAAGUUCGACAUGGAGGUGGCCAAAUGGGACGACACCGGCAACGACAUAAUCGUGCUCGCAAAACACAUGUGCAUGAUUAUGAUGGAGAUGACGGAUUUCACGCGCGGCAGAGGUCCGUUGAAAACCACCAUGGACGUUAUCAAUGCCGCCAAGAAAAUUUCCGAGGCCGGCACCAAGUUGGACAAGCUGACACGGCAAAUCGCCGAUCAGUGCCCCGAAUCGUCGACCAAAAAGGAUCUGUUGGCCUAUUUGCAACGCAUCGCCUUGUAUUGCCAUCAAAUGAACAUCACAUCGAAAGUCAAGGCUGAUGUGCAGAAUAUCAGUGGAGAGCUCAUCGUUUCUGGGCUUGACAGUGCCACAUCCCUUAUCCAAGCAGCGAAAAACUUAAUGAACGCUGUGGUACUAACAGUGAAAGCUUCAUACGUGGCUUCAACGAAAUAUCCAAGGCAGGGACCCGUUACUUUACCGAUAGUGUGGAAGAUGAAGGCGCCAGAGAAGAAGCCUUUGGUGAGACCGGAGAAGCCCGAGGAAGUUCGUGCCAAAGUACGCAAAGGUUCGCAGAAAAAAGUACAAAAUCCAAUUCACGCUCUGUCGGAGUUCCAGAGUCCCACCGAGUCAGUUUAG